Messenger RNA from Notechis scutatus (mainland tiger snake), 8926 nucleotides. The record is from RefSeq and is a predicted model, not a curated record. NCBI's taxonomy places the organism in Eukaryota, Metazoa, Chordata, Lepidosauria, Squamata, Elapidae.
CGGCGGGCGCCUCGGGCUCCGCCGCGGCCACCGCCGCCGACUCGGCGCAGUGGCUGUCGGUGAAGGAGGAGACCAUCUUUCUCCACGACGGGCUGAUCCGGGUCACCGACCUGGCCGAGCUGCCCAGCGAGAUCAUCGGCGUGGCCGAGCCCGGAGACACCGAGCUGGAGAUCUUAACCUUCGAGACCAAGAACCCCACGGAGCUGUCGGAGCGCCUGCGCGCCAUCUGUGGCAACCAGAGCAACGCCUACGCCCGCCUGCUGGAGUACCGCCUGAAUGCGCUGCGGGGCCUCUGGAACGCCCAGCGCCAGCUGGCCCUGGAGGAGCAGCACGAGCGGGAGAGCUCGGGCGAUGAGGAGGCGCUGGCCCUGCUUAAGCGGCAGGGCCUCCUGCAGCAGUCGGAGCAGGCGCCCUUCACCUCCCGCAUGGGUCUGCUCCUGGUCUUCCCCCUGAUCGAGUCCCAGAGCAGGACCGACCCUUCCUUGGGCAACGUCACCGCCGAGGUGCUCCUCUCCUGCCUCCGGGACUGCCAGCCCUUGAGCCUGACCAAGGAGCCCGCCGACUGCCUGAACGGCAUCGAGGCUCUGCUCUGCUCCUGGCUGGAGGAGGCCUCGCCCUGCGGCCAGCAGAUCCCCCACCGGCAGAAGGAGAACGCCGCCGCUGCCCUGGUGGCCUUGGCCUGUGCCAGUGCAAGGAUCUUCCAACUUGCUGCUAACACUAGUUGUGGUCUGCCUCUCAAAAUGCUACGGAAGACCCCGAUCUACACCUGUGGGACAUACCUGGUGAUGCUAAUCCCACCUCCGGGAGGCUCCGGCAGUUCUGCCACCCGGUCUCUCUUCGGGGGAAGCAGCGGUUUGUCAUCCUUGAAAAUCCUAGCCUCCAGCCUGGUGUACAAUCUGUCAGAUGGGCAGUUUGCAAGCCGAGCAGACCUCAUCGAUGCCGCUGGGAGCUCCCUUGGACGCGGGGCCCUUGUCCCUGGCCUAGGCGCCUGCUACGACGCCAUGAACAACAUGAUCUGGACCUGCUCCAACGACUACAUUGAUCAGUGGUGCAACCCUGGGAACCAAGCCUUCCACUACAUCUGCCAGAGGCUGGGAGUCAGCCAUGUCAUCUUGGAGCCACAAGGAGACGCCAUAGCCACCAGCGAGGUUAUCAAUCAGCUACUGCACCACGUGGGCGCCAUGUGCAUCCAUCAGCUCAACCUGCUGGCCGCCAGUAACAACAUGCCGAUCACAAAUUUCCUGGCCAAGCAACACCCGAUCGAAGCCCAUCACCUCAGCAGCAUUUGCGACAUCAUGGAGAAAGCCAUGGUCAACGGCGACACCUGCAUCAUACGCUGCAUCCUGGUGGUCUUUCAGGUGGUUUUUAAAUUUUUCUUCAGCCCCCAAACAGAGAAGAAUCGGGAGAUCGUCAGGCGAUCCGGCCUUCUGCUUUGGCAGCUUCUCAUGGCCCCAGUUGACCAGAUCAGCCCUGAAAUUCAGAAGGAGGUCUGCUUGGCCAUUAGUUCUGGUCUGAGCAUCCUGUACCCUGGAGAAACAGAAAUUAACAACCUACUGAAACUGGUCUUAACCGAAGGAGACAGGAACAGCGGCCUGGCCCAGCUUCGAGAUGUGAUCCUGACCAACAUGGCUGAACAGCUCCAGAACAACCGAUUUGGAAGUGAAGACGACGAGCACUGCAGGCUGAACGAUGAACUUUUGCACUACAUUCUCAAGAUCGUGGUCCGAGAAUCUUGUGUCUUAAUCACCAAGUGCCAAAUCGUCUCUCGAGAUGAAUUUCAGAGGCUUCUCUCCACUGUGCCUGCCGCCUCUGCCUGCCUGCGGUACCUGAUGGCUGUACAGAACCACCUUCUGAGUAAUACCGUUUUGAUUAAGCCCGACGAAAGCGAUGACAGUGACAGCUCCUUGCAGGGAGAGACCUUGAAGGUACAGGAGCUCAAGACCAGCAUCUUGGCUCUGGCCAUGCAGAUCCUCACGGGGUGCGAUGAAGUCCUGGAGAAGCUGCAGCAGGUCACCACCGCCCUGAUCAACAGCGACAUCCCAGACAGGGAGCAGAGGUUGAAAGGCCUGGAGCAGGUGACCAAAGCCACCAUCCUGGGCCACCUGCUUCCAGUGCUGCUGACCUCCCUGAUGCACCCAAAUCUCCAGACGCUGAUGGUGGCCGAUCCGCUCAUGCCUCAGCUGGUGCAGCUGGUCCUCUACACCAGCCAGACGGCCUUGUUGCUGAAAACGCAGUCUCCGGUUUUCUCAGACGUCAGCGGUUCUCCUGCAGGGGCCUCUGAACCGAGGAGCAAGCUCUUCCCCGACGAGAGAAUGCUGGAAGAGAAAGAAGAGCCGGGGUUCCUCACCGGCUUGAAAAUCCCGGCUCCUUGGGCUGCUGGCAAGACGGUGGAGACCGUUCACCCCGUCAGGGAUAACUACAAGUUUAAGGAGACGGUGCACAUCCCAGGAGCCCGUUGCUUGUACCUGAGGUUCGACAGCCGAUGCUCCUCCCAGUACGAUUACGAUAAGCUGGUGAUCUACGCCGGGCCCAACACGAACAGUCGGAAGGUUGCCGAAUACGGAGGCAACAUCUUAGGAUACGGCAGCCGGAGCGUCUUGGGGACCGGGUGGCCGAAAGAUUUAGUAAAGGUGGAAGGGGACACCGUCACCUUCUCCUUCGAAAUGCGGAGUGGCCGAGAACACAACACCCCCGAUAAAGCCAUGUGGGGCUUUGCCUGCACGGUCCGGGCACAGGAAUCCUCGGAAGACGUCUCGGGCGGAUUGCCCUUCCUGGUGGACCUGGCCUUGGGCUUGUCCGUCCUGGCCUGCUCCAUGCUGAGGAUCCUGUACAACGGGCCCGAGAUCACCAAGGACGAGGAAACGUGUCAAGAGCUGCUGCGGUCCAAACUCUUGCAGAGAUGCCAGUGGCAAGUGGAAGCCAACGGGGUGAUCUCCCCAGCCCUCACGCCCAGCCCUUCCCCGCUGCCUCUCACCAUUGAGGAAGACCAGGAGUUCACGUACCCAUCGGACGUCCUUGUCCCACCUGUGGGUCACUAUUUCGACCUGCCCCGAAUCCGACUCCCGCCCGGAAUCAUGAUCAAGCUCCGGGAAAUAUCUGGCCGUGCCCGCCCUCAGUUUCGGCCCAGCAUCAGAGAGGUGAUCCAGCCGGACGUGAUGGAGGAAAUGGUGGUUUCGUGCGUGAUCAAGCACUUGAACCUCGUCGACGCGCUCCAGUCUCUCAUCAACUUCCAGUAUCAGGAGGAGCACGCCGAGGAAUACGACCUGCUUUGCAAAAUCAUGGGAGAAACCUUCAAGAAACUGAACGCCAUGGAAAGACAACUGCAGAGUGUGGCUGAACUGGAGCAGAAAUGGCAAAGCGAGGUGGAAGACGCCAUGCAUGGGAAGCUGGAAAAUAACGUGCCUUUCUUCUACGAUUAUCACUUCAAUGAGAGCAAAAUGAAAGAGUUGGAACUUCUGUGCUCAAUGAAGGAGAUUUCUUUUGAUGGAGGAGAUCCCGAGAACAUGGUCCUUUCGCUGAGGGAGAAAUUCUUCCAGGAGGUGAACUCGGUGGUCCAGAAGCCUUCCCAUCCCAUGGCGAAGACCAAAGUCCUGGUCAAGAGCCUGAUGAACCGAGCAGAGCUGCUCCUGCACGUCACCAUCGCUGCCCAGUCGGGCCUCACCCGGAGCAUCUCCGGGACCCCGGCAGAGACGCCAGCGUGCAAGUCAGCCUCGGAAACCAAGGUCAUCUCCCACGCGGUUCGCCAGCCAGUCUUCCUCCGCAGCAUGUCGGCACCCUCGGAUCUGGAGAUGAUCGCAAACGAAGACCUGGAGUUCACCCGGUCCAGCCAGAGGCGGCGCCACGUUCCCAGCCACAGGAGCAGCUCCUUCACCCUCCUGCAGUCGCUGGCCAUCGAUGACAGCCGGGACAAGCCCACCUACAGCGUCCUGCUAGGACAGCUCUUUGCCUUCAUCGGAACCAAUCCUGAGCAAGCGGUGUCCAGCAGCGGCUUCCUGUUGGCCGCUCAGACGCGAUGGCGGCGUGGAAACACCCGGAAGCAGGCUCUGGUGCACAUGAGGGAGCUGCUGACGGCUGCGGUCCGUGUGGGCGGAGUGACGCACCUGGUGGGCCCAGUCACGAUGGUGCUCCAGGGAGGCCCACGAUUCAAGGGCUCGGCCACCGCACCCCUCAGGUGGCUGGAGCUAAACUCGGUUGGCUUCCAGUUAAGAGCCGUCUGGAAGCUUCCCAGCCUUGAGUCUGGCAUGACGCCCAUUUCAGAGCUGAUGCGGGUGAAAAGGAACUUCCUGUGGACCACCAGCAUGGCCCCCUGCGUGAAGGAGCUGCUGUUCCACCUCCUGGCCGAACUGCUGCGCAAAGUCCACAGCCUGGAGCAGCGGAAGAGCCCGGCGGGCCUCUCCUCCUCCAUCGCCCUGCAGCUCAACCCUUGCCUGGCCAUGCUGAUGGCGCUGCAGUCGGAGCUGCACAAGCUCUACGACGAGGAGACCCAGAGCUGGGUGUCUGGGAACGCCGGGGCCGGGGCCGGGGUGGGGGGUGCCGACCAAGGCAGGUUCUCCACCUACUUCCACGCGCUGAUGGAGGCCUGCCUGGCGGUGGCCGAAGUGACCCUGCCGGUCAACAUGGGCAUCACCACCAACGUCAUGUCUUCCACCAGCGGCCCGAACCUGAGCGAUUCCUCCUCCUCCUCCUCCUCCUCCCCCGGGCAGACCCCCCAGAGCCCCAGCCUCCUCUCCAAGAGGAAGAAAGUGAAGAUGAAACGGGAGAAGGCGGCGCCUUCUGGGAAGCGUUCCUCCUCCCGCGCAGCCGACACGGACCCGGCCCUGCUGGCCAUGGGGGGGAGCAAGCCGGAGGACAUGCUGUGGUUCCACCGGGCCCUCACCCUGCUCAUCAUCCUCCGGCACCUCACCAGGAAGGACCCCCAGGGCUUGGGGGUGACCAAUGACGCGGUGGCGGAUGCCUGCCAGGCCCUGGUCGGGGCGACGGCUCACAGCCGCCUGCUGGUGAUCUCCGGGAUCCCCACCCACCUGGAGGAUGGGGUGGUGCGUAGCGCCAUCCGCAAGGCCUGCAACGCCCACGGCGGCGUCUUCCGGGACGAGAUCUACAUCCCGGUGCAGGAGGAGCUGCCCAGGAAGGCCAAGGACAAAGCGGAGGGCGGGGAGUGCCGGACCGAGCUGGAGAAGCCGGUGGUGUCCAGCAGCGUGGACAGCUUGGACGUCAGCAGCUCCAGCAGCGUCACGCCGGCCAUGAGCGUCAGUGCUUCCGCCUCGACCAGCCAGGCCUCGCUCUGCAGCUCGCAGGGCAUCUCCCGGACGGUCAGCGACAUCUCCGUGGACCAGUUCCAGGCCGGCCUGGAGGUGGCCGUCCCGCCCAGCCUGCUGGAGCCGCACGGGGUCUCCAGCCAGGAGAGCUUGGACCUGUCGCUCUGCAGCACCGGCAGCCUGGGCAGCCUGGGCAGCUUUGGGGAGCAGCUGGACAACGGGGAGACGGCGUCGGCCUCUGACGUGGGCUCCCUCUACACCGUCACCUCGCUCGGCAGCCGGACCGCCCCAUCCAGGCCCAUCAGGGGCUUCGCUGUGGUGGAGAUCAGAUCCCGGGCCAAGAUCGAGAAGAUCCGGGCCAGCUUGUUCAACAGCAGCGAUCUGAUUGGCCUGUCCACUCUGGACGGGGAAGAGGAGCUGAUGGAGAUGUCCUCAGAGGAGAUUCUGACUGUCUCGACCGUGAAUCAGAGCUUGUUUGAUACCCAAGGGAGCCCCGCACUGGAAGACUACUUCGGUGACAAAACCAUCAAAGGGGACAAGCUAGUGCCGGGCGCCCGCGAAGUCCUGACGGACAUCUUUAAAAGCUGCCUCCAUUCCGAGCAAAUGCUGAGCCUCUUGCCGGCCAAGCCCACCAAAGUGAUGGAGAUUUACCUGAGCAAAGAGCAGAUCAACGCCCAGGCGCCCGGGAACCUCUUGCACACCUUCUUCACCCACGUCCGUCCCCCCAAGAAGGCCCUGGAGGAUCAGCUGACCCAGAUCCUCAGGAAAUACGGGGUCCCCAGGCCGAAGUUCGACAAGAGCAAAUACAGCAAGGGGGGCAAAGAGCAGCACCCCGUGAAGGUCGUGAGCACCAAGCGUCCCGUCAGCAAACCUCCAGCCAAGGAGAAGGCCGUGCUGAACAGCGUCAGCAGGACAGCCCUGAGUGAGAAGAAGCCAACGGUGAAGGCCCGGUCUCCAGAGAAGGGAAAACCUGAGGAGAAGGACCCCGACAAAUCCCCCACCAAGAAGCAGGACGCUCCCGAAGAGAAGUAUUUGACCCUGGAGGGAUUUCACAGAUUUGUCAUUGACCGAGCAAAGCAGGACAUCCGUAGCGUGUGGCGAGCCAUCCUGUCCUGCGGUUACGACCUCCAUUUUGAAAGGUGCGCCUGCCUCGACGCCAGGCACGCCCAGAAAGCCUGCCGCAAGUGGUCCUUGGAGAUGGACGUGGCCCUUGUCCGGUACAUCAACCGGCUCUGCCGCCACCUGGCCAUCACCCCUGCACGGCUGCACCCCCACGAAGUGUACCUGGACUCCGCCGAUGCAGCUGACCCCCAGGUCUCCUGCCUCUUGAGCAUCCCCAUCGAAAGCCUCCGCCUGCGGUUCGCCUUGCUGCAGUCCCUCAACACCACCCUGGAGACCUUCUUCCUCCCGCUGGUGGAGCUCCGGCAGACCAGGGUGUACCCCAACAGCAUCGCCGCCCUUCUGCAAGAGGCCAAAGGACUGAUUUUUUACGACACGAAAGUGACGGUCUUGAACCGCGUGCUCAAUGCCACAGUGCAGAGAACAGCUGAUCACGCAGCCCCAGAGAUCACCUUGGACCCCCUCGAAAUAGUGGGAGGAGAGAUUCGUUCUUCAGAAAAUUCCUAUUUCUGCCAGGCUGCCCGGCAACUAGCUUGUGUCCCGUCAUCACAGCUCUGUGUCAAGUUGGCCAGUGGAGGAGACCCCACUUACGCCUUUAACAUUCGCUUCACUGGCGAGGAGGUUCACGGCACAAGUGGAUCUUUCCGUCACUUUCUUUGGCAGGUUUGUAAGGAGCUCCAGAGCACGUUGCUGUCCCUCCUUUUGCUGUGUCCAAGCUCAUCGGUCAACAAGAACAAGGGCAAAUACAUCUUGACCCCCAGCCCCAUCAGCUAUGGGGAGGAACAGCUGCUGCACUUCUUUGGGCAACUCCUGGGCAUUGCCAUCCGGGCUGACGUCCCUCUGCCUUUGGACCUCCUGCCCUCCUUCUGGAAGAUCUUGGUAGGAGAACCACUGGAGCCAGAUGUGGACCUCCAGGAGGCUGACGUGCUGACCUACAACUACGUCAAAAAGUUUGAAAAUCUGAACGACGAAACCGAGCUGGAGGCCCUGUGUGCGGAGAUCGCCACCCAGCACCUGGCCAUGGAGAGCCCGGACAGCCCCAACAAGCCCAGCUGCAAGUUCACCUACGUGACCAUGACCGGCGAAGAGGUGGAGCUGUGCGCCCGAGGCAGGCACAUCCCCGUCGUGUGGGAGAACAAGGACGUCUACGCGGCGGCCAUUCGCAACCUGAGGUUGCACGAGCUGCAGACCGCAGAGUGUGUGAUGGCCGUGAGAGCCGGCCUGGCCUCCAUCAUCCCGCUGCAGAUUCUGACCUUGCUCACCCCCUUGGAGAUGGAACUGAGGACUUGUGGGCUCCCCUACAUCAACCUGGAGUUCCUCAAGGCCCACACAAUGUACCAGGUGGGGCUGAUGGAGACCGACCAGCACAUUGAGUUCUUCUGGGGGGCCUUGGAGAUGUUCACCCAGGAGGAGCUGUGCAAAUUCAUCAAGUUCGCCUGCAACCAGGAGCGCAUCCCCUUCACCUGUCCCUGCAAGGAUGGGGGCCCAGACACGGCCCACGUGCCGCCCUACCCCAUGAAAAUUGCGCCCCCGGAUGGCACUGCAGGCUCCCCGGAUUCCCGGUACAUCCGCGUGGAGACCUGCAUGUUCAUGAUCAAACUCCCUCAGUAUUCCUCGUUGGAGAUCAUGCUGGAGAAACUCCGGUACGCCAUCCACUAUCGCGAGGACCCUCUCAGCGGCUGACCUGCUCCCCUCCGAGGGAGGGCCCUUCAGAGGACGCACCGGAGAAGCCGAGCCACGACCAGGCAAGAGCGGAAGGUGAAUUUGCUCCUUGCCUUCCUUCUUGCGAUGGCCUUCGUGGAAGACUUCCGCUUCCUCUCCGUAGACUUCUGGGGUGGUGGGACUCGGCGGCUGCUGCUGCUGCUGCUGCUGCUGCUGCCUUAUGGAAAACUUAGUCCGGGGACCGAGGUUUAGCAAUCCCGGGGGAUCCCCCCCAUUUCGUCCUCAUCGGAAAGGAGCUCGUGGCCAAAGGGAGAUUCGGGGAUUGACCAUGCGAGGGGAAGAUCUUCCAUCGCCAUUUCUGAGGGCGUCGGUGAAGCAACCACAACUUGUUUUGAGGGAUGGAGGCGUAAUGUAACCCAGCUAGACAAGCGGCAGCGUUUUCUCACUUUUUGCCAGGGUGGGUCGGAACUUGUUUGGGGCCACUUCACACAUUCCACGGUGGGGUGAUAAACAGCCAGUUGCCAUGGUCUAAAGAACGGGGUGGGGGAGGGGUGCUGGUCUUCCCGCUUGAUGGGCUCCGGUCCAGUUGGCCCCGAAGGUUCCACCUUGCGCUCAGAAAUGGUCCUCCCGAGAUUCCCUUUGGCAUGUGGGAGGAUCCCGGGCUCUUCCUUAGCAAAAGAUGGAGAGGAUCCACCUGGCUUUCUGGCUCUCGUUCCCACCGAGGGUUUCCAAGGGAACUCCCCAGGCGGACGCCACGGUGGCUCUCCUCGCCAGAGGCGCCUUGGUUUCAGAGGACGCGCCAAGCACCCCCGUCAAGCCUGCCUCGGAUCGAGCCGUUUCGGGGUCGCUUUCGAACUCAAGACUCCAAAGGCUAUCGGGGAAAGCGCCAG